AUGGCUUUUCAAUGUGAUGCAGAAUACCACAACAAGCCAAUUAACGUGACUCGGUCUACUUUACCCGCUGUAUCAGCAUACAGGUCAUCGACCUCGGAUUGGUUGACUCCCGAGAUCAUACGGUUAGGGGAAAUGAAGACACAGUACGGAGAAGACGCUACCUCUUUAAGAGCGGUCAGUACAGACUGCAUUGCCUACCCUAGACCAGCGCCGAGGAAAAUUGGAAGACUUUUGCUGGAACUUCUUAAGAACCUGGAAGGUGACCAAAGUACUCAAGUUUUGGAACUAAUUCAAGUGUUAUUCCGGAAUAAUAUACUCGUUGAAACAUCAAUGUUGGAAAUGGAGCCGAAUCUAGGGUCCCUGGUGAAGACCCAAGGCGUGAUGAUGGGAGAGCCUCACGCUACGUUUCCGAGAAUACUCGCUGUUGUAUGGAUUUUGGCUACCAAUGGUAACCAUGGAUGGUGUUACAUAGACAAGAUGAAUGAGUAUCUCACGAUAUCCAAACCUCGUGAGAUAGCGCACCAGAUGAAGACAAUAGAGCCGGUAUUGGCGCGCGCGCGGUACGUCAUGGAGGACUUUAUACAGAGUAUCACACCAGUAAACAUGUAUCAGAAGAAAACUUCGAGGAACACCUUCAAGUAUCCGACAACGCAAACCAAACGGAUAACUACAAAAACUAAAGUAACUAGUAAAAAACGCCAUGCGAUAAAACAGCGAGCGAAUCCCACAGUAAGUUUUGAAUUGGCUUGCUAG
Messenger RNA from Bicyclus anynana (squinting bush brown), 753 nucleotides. RefSeq lists its product as uncharacterized. Lineage: Eukaryota; Metazoa; Arthropoda; Insecta; Lepidoptera; Nymphalidae. The transcript is spliced from 5 exons. The coding region runs from base 1 to 753 and encodes 250 amino acids. The record is from RefSeq and is a predicted model, not a curated record.